Strongylocentrotus purpuratus (purple sea urchin) is the source of this 894-nucleotide messenger RNA. Its product is annotated as serine/threonine-protein phosphatase 6 regulatory ankyrin repeat subunit B-like. Gene Ontology annotation, cellular component: nucleus; cytoplasm. The transcript has a single exon. Gene Ontology annotation, molecular function: protein binding. The record is from RefSeq and is a predicted model, not a curated record. Lineage: Eukaryota; Metazoa; Echinodermata; Echinoidea; Camarodonta; Strongylocentrotidae. The coding region runs from base 1 to 894 and encodes 297 amino acids.
AUGGAUGGGGAUGAUUUGACACCUCUCCAAACAGCAGCAUCCAAAGGUGACCUCAAUGGUGUAAAGCUUCUAGUUGGCCAAGGAGCAGAUCUAAAUGAGGCUGUUGUAAAGGGCGGGACACCUCUCCACAUGGCAUCAUCCAAUGGUCAUCUCGAUGUUGUCAAACUUCUCAUUGACAAAGGAGCAGAUAUAGAUAGCACUAAUGAUUAUGAAGACCGUACACCUCUUUAUGCGGCAUCAUCCAAUGGUCAUCUCGAUGUUGUAAAACUUCUCAUUGACAACGAGGCAGAUAUAGAUAGCACUAAUGAUUAUGAAGAACGUACGCCUCUUCUAGCGGCAUCAUUCGAGGGUCACCUUGAUGUUGUACAGACCCUCAUUGACCAUGGAGCAGAUAUAAACAUGGUAGAUAAAGAUGGCAUGACGCCUCUUCACGCGGCAUCAUCCUAUGGUCAACUCGCUGUUUUAAAGGCUCUCAUUGACAUAGGAGUAGAUCUUAAUGCGGGUGAUAAUGAGGGCAACACACCUCUCCAUGCGGCAUCAUCCGGUGAUGUAUACGAUACUGCACAGGCUCUCCUUAACCAUGGAGCAGAAGUUGAUACGGGAAAUUUUUGGGGAAAGACCCCUCUUCACCUGGCAUCAUGCGAGGGUAACCUCAAUAUUGUACAGCUUCUCAUAAGCCACGAUGCAGAUCUAAAUUCGAAUGAGUCUGGAAUGACACCUCUCCAUGAGGCAUCAUCCAAUGGUCACAUCGAUGUUUUACAGGCUCUUAUUUACAAAGGAGCAAAUUUUAAUAUAGUUGAUGAAGAUGGCAUGACACCUCUGCAACUGGCAUCAUCCAAUAAUGUAGAACAGGCUCUUAUAUUUGCUAUGGAUGGAACAGAGGAGAACUAUUAA